AAGAUCUGAAAACACGGAUUGCGCGGUAAUGUGUGCCUGUGCCCUCAACCACAUCAUCGCUCAGGCGGAGGAGGACCACCAUCGGCAGCCAUCCCACGGCGGCGUUCCAUCACAGUCAUUGCAUCUAUCACUUUCUGACGCUUCUCGCCAACCCUAAAUUCAUGCAUUUCGUUUUCAGAAUCACCGCAACGCCAUUCAUUCGUCGCCACAUGCAUUCUCCGAUCACUGUCAAUUUAAUUUGAAUUUGAUUGAGACUAGGGGGCGAUUCCUCACGGUUCGGAGCUUGCAAUUGAAGCAAUGGAAUCGUUGGUGGAGCUCUGCGAUUUGAUCGCACAGAAUCCGGUAAGAUAUGCAGGGAAAAUCGGUUGGAUAUGCAGCCGUUGCCCGUCGGCGGAGAGUCUGCAAUCCGAAUCGCCGAGGGUUUCUAGGUCUCAGCUACAUGCCAUACUAGCGGUCGCGCGUUUGCUUUCCAAAUCCUGGAAUUUUGACAACGAUGUCGCCAAGUCUCUGCUCCUCGCUUUUUACCGCUCAAUUCCUGCAUCGUUUAAUCCGACUUUCUGGCCGCAGGCAUUUUCGUCCGAGGCGAUUUCUUCGUUCUUCAAUGAUUUCCUGAGUUAUAUUUUGAAAGCGUCGGAACAGUCUCAAGAUUUUGCUUCCGAUGUGGCUGGAUUCACAGGGGAAAUUGUGAUUCAGACGACAAACAGUGCUAAUCCUGUUGUUUCCAGGAUUUUUUUGAAUGCUCUGUGUUCAAAUUUCCCUCCUAUUAUUCAGUCCGACGUCAACAAAUUGAUAACCGUUCUUCUUGAUCGGUUUGAAAUUGCGGUUCCGAGUUCGGUUCAGGGCUCCUCACUGAGUGCGAAUCCUGAUGGCAGCAGAGCAGGUUCAAAUCCGUCAUCGUCUCAGGAUAUGGCGGCGGACGGGAGUGGAAGCAUUACGUGGAAGAGCAAUGGGGAUUUAUUUGGUUCCAGUACCGGAAUCUAUGAUGUUGACGGAGGUGGUGCAGCCAGCCCUGCAACUGGUAAGAGGGCCGUGACAUUGUUUGAGGAAGAAUCGAUGGAGAGUCUUGAGAAACAAGAAAUUGCUUUUAAGCUAAUCGGGAAUGUAUUUAGUAAGGUGGACAUCGAUCCCAAGCUUAUGGAGCAAGUGAGAAUUAUUGCUAAGAAUCAGCUUCGUUUAAUGCUUUUAUUUCUAAAGAUAAGAAAGCGGGAUUGGUCGGAGCAAGGGCAGGUGCUGAAAGCUAGGAUUGAUAAUAAGUUGUCAGUUUACCAUGCUGCUGCAAGAUUGCAUAUUAAGACUCUGGCAUCUCUCGACACGGAAGGGAAGUCAUCGAAGAGGUUGUUGCACGGAGCCCUUGCGUUGUUGAUAGAGGCUGCAGAAGGAUGCUUGUUCUCAGCAUGGCGGAAAUUGAGAGCUUGUGAAGAGCUUUUUGGUUGUUUGCUUUCUGGGAUAUCUCAAGCAGCAGUUAUUCGUGGCGGCCAGCUUCUCAGAGUUCUGCUAAUUCGUUUUAAGCCCCUUGUGCUUGCUACUUGUGCCCAAGCUGAAACUUGGGCCAAAAGCCAGGGAUGCAUGUUUGAAAGUGUCCUCAAAACAUGUUGUGAAAUAAUCGAAUUUGGAUGGGCCAAGGACCGGUCACCUGUGGAUACUUUUAUCAUGGGACUGGCGACCAGUAUCCGUGAAAGGAAUGAUUUUGAGGAAGAGGAUGGAAAAGAGAAGCAGGAAGCUCCACCUGUACAGCUAAAUGUCAUACGGCUGUUAGCCGACGUAAAUGUUUCUAUUAACAAGCCUGAAGUUGUUGACAUGAUAUUACCCCUAUUUAUUGAGAGUUUAGAAGAGGGUGAUGGUUCAAUUCCAGGGUUGUUGAGACUCCGACUUCUUGAUGCUGUUUCUCGCUUGGCGAGUUUAGGUUUUGAUAAGUCCUACCGUGAAGCUGUAGUCUUAAUGACCCGAAGUUACUUGGGCAAACUUUCCAGUAUUGGCUCUGAGGAAAGUAAUGCCCAGGCACCAGAAGCUGCAACUGAACGUGUUGAAACAUUACCUGCAGGAUUUUUAUUAAUUGCCAAAGGCAUUUCAAGUAAUAAGUUGCGUUCAGAAUACCGACAUCGUUUGUUGUCAUUGUGCUCAGAUGUGGGUUUGGCUGCAGAGUCAAAAAGUGGAAGGAGUGGGGCAGAUUUUCUUGGGCCUCUUCUGCCUGCCGUGGCUGAAAUAUGUUCCGACUUUGAGCCCAGCACGGAUGUGGAGCCAUCUCUCUUGAAGCUAUUUCGAAAUUUGUGGUUCUAUAUUGCUCUCUUUGGAUUAGCACCUCCAAUACAGAAAGCUGGGCCCAAUACAAAACCAGUUUCGUCAACAUCUAAUAUUGCAGGCAGCACAAGUGGAGGUACUACGGGCACACUUGUACUCCAAGCUGUGACUGGACCAUACAUGUGGGAUUCAUCAUGGGCGUCUGCUGUGCAGUGCAUAUCAAAGGGGACUCCUCCUCUUGUUGUGAGCUCUGUGAAAUGGCUUGAAGAUGAGUUGGAGCUCAAUGCUCUUCACAACCCAGGUAGUCGGCGAGGAAGCGGAAAUGAAAAAGCUGCUUUGACUCAAAAGACUGCUCUUUCUGCUGCCUUUGGAGGGCGAGUGGAAGUUUCUGCUAUGAGUACAAUUUCAGGUGUCAAAGCAACCUAUCUGUUGGCUGUAGCAUUUUUGGAGAUAAUCAGAUUUAGCAGCAAUGGUGGUCUUCUGAAUGGAGGGGAAAGUUCUACUGCUUCUAGAAGUGCUUUCAAUUGUGUCUUUGAGUACCUGAGAAGUCCAAAUUUAAUGCCAGCUGUCUCCCAGUGCUUGACUGCUAUUGUCCAUCGGGCUUUUGAAACCGCAAUAACUUGGCUGGAGGAUAGGGCUGCUGAUACAGGUUCAGAAGCAGUGGUUAGGGAGUCCACACUCUCAAUCCAUGCCUGUUUUCUGAUAAAAAAUUUAUCUCAGAGGGAUGAACAUGUACGGGAUCUCUCUCUUAGUUUGUUAACUCAACUCAGAGAUAAAUUUCCACAGAUCUUGUGGAAUUCGUCUUGUCUGGAUUCCCUGCAACUCUCAAUGCAUAAUGAUCCACCUUCCGCUGUAGUGAGUGAUCCUGCUUAUCUUGCCAAUGUCCGCGCUUUGUACCAGAAAAUUGUUAGAGAGUGGAUCAUUGUUUCACUUUCACAUGCUCCGUGCACUACUCAGGGUCUUCUUCAGGAAAACCUUUGCAAAGCUAAUUCAUCACAGAGAACGCAGCCAACAGCAGAUGUGGUCUCACUGUUGUCUGAGAUUAGAAUUGGUACUGGGAAAAAUGAAUGUUGGACUGGUACAAAAACUGCGAAUAUUCCUGCAGUCAUGGCUGCUGCUGCUGCAGCUUCAGGUGGAAACUUGAAAUUAACUGAUGCAUUUAACUUGGAGGUUCUUGGUACUGGCAUGGUCAGUGCCACAGCGAAGUGUAACCAUGCUGGAGAAAUUGCUGGCAUGAAAAGGUUAUAUGAGACCAUGGGUGAACUUGCUCUUACAAAUAGUGGUCUGAAUUCUGACCCUGAUUCCUCUGCACAACCCAAACAGCUACCCUUUAGUGAAGUAUUGCUUGCAAAAUUUGUAAAGCUCCUUCAGAAGUUUAUAAAUACCGCAGAGAAAGGUGAAAAACUAGACAAGUCAUCUUUUCGUGAAACUUGUUCACAAGCUACUGCCUUGCUUCUUUCAAAUUUGGAUUCAGAUUCAAAUUUAAAUCUUGAGAGCUUUUCCCAACUUCUGCGCCUUCUUUGCUGGUGCCCAGCUUAUAUAACCACACUUGAUGCUGUGGAGAUUGGUGUGUACAUUUGGACAUGGCUGGUUUCUGCUGCUCCUAAGUUGGGAUCUCUUAUUCUUGCGGAGCUUGUAGAUGCAUGGUUAUGGACAAUUGACACCAAGAAAGGCCUUUUUGCAUCGGAUAUAAGGUAUGCUGGACCAUCUGCAAAGCUGAGGCCGCACCUUACCCCUGGUGAACCUGAACCGGAGCCUGAGAAAGACCCUGUUGAACAGAUAAUGGCUCAUAGGCUGUGGCUUGGAUUCUUUAUAGAUCGAUUUGAAGUUGUUCGGCAUGAUAGUAUUGAACAGCUUUUGCUACUUGGUCGAAUGUUACAAGGAACUACAAAGCUCCCCUGGAAAUUCUCACGGCAUCCAGCUGCUACAGGAACUUUUUUCACGCUUAUGCUUUUUGGCCUGAAAUUUUGUGCAUGCCAAACACAGGGGAACCUUCAGAACUUCAAAUCAGGACUUCAAUUGCUUGAAGAUAGGAUAUAUAGGGCCUUCUUAGGGUGGUUUGCUCAUCAACCUGAAUGGUAUGAUUUGAAUAAUAACAAUUUUGCUCAGAGUGAAGCCCAGUCUGUUUCAAUACUUGUUCAGCAUCUCUUAAAUGAGAGGGUGGAACAACCGCAGCCUGACCAGAAAACAGAUGGGGUUGAAAAUGGUUCCUCUUCAGAUAAUACUGGUCACUGCCAUCCUGUCUGGGGCCAGAUGGAAAACUAUUGGACUGGACGGGAGAAAAGGAGGCAGUUGCUGAUGAUGUUAUGCCAGCGUGAGGCUGACCGGCUUGAGGUUUGGGCCCAACCAGUUGGAUCAAAGGAAAGCAGUUCUCGACUUAAAGUUAGCUCAGAUAAAUGGAUAGAAUUUGCAAGGACGGCCUUCUCUGUUGAUCCUCAAAUUGCUUUAUCACUUGCUGGAAGAUUUCCGACAAAUGCAGCUCUGAAGACUGAAAUCACCCAACUAGUUCAGUCACAUGUUUUGGAGAUCCGCAGCAUUCCUGCAGCUCUGCCUUAUUUUGUCACGCCCAAAGCAGCGGAUGAGAAUUCUACACUUUUGCAACAACUACCACACUGGGCAGCUUGUUCAAUUACACAAGCUUUGGAGUUUCUUAGUCCAGCAUAUAAAGGUCAUCCUCGAGUCAUGGCUUAUGUUCUCAGGGUGUUGGAAUCUUAUCCUCCUGAGAGAGUGACUUUCUUCAUGCCUCAGUUGGUACAGGCGCUAAGAUAUGACGACGAGAAAUUGGUCGAGGGAUAUCUGCUAAGAGCUGCACAGAGGAGUGAUGUUUUUGCCCACAUAUUAAUUUGGCAUUUACAGGGUGAGAGUGUUCCUGAGCCUGAUAAAGAUAUACCAGCUGGUGCUGGUGCUACCACUCCCACUGGCACUCCCGCUGGCGCUGGCGUGAAUAACUCAUUUCAAGAACUUCUUCCAGUUGUCAGACAAAAAAUUAUUGAUGGUUUCAAUUCUAAAGCACUUGAUGUGUUUCAAAGGGAGUUUGAUUUCUUUGAUAAAGUUACAUCCAUAUCUGGCGUUCUCUUCCCUAUUCCAAAGGACGAAAGGCGAGCCGGAAUAAGAAGGGAGUUGGAGAAAAUUCAGGUGGACGGAGAGGACCUGUAUCUACCUACAGCUCCUAAUAAACUCGUCAGGGGUAUUCAGGUUGAUAGUGGAAUUCCUUUACAAUCAGCAGCAAAAGUUCCUAUAAUGAUUACAUUUAAUGUGGCGGAUAAAGAUGGUGAUCCCAAUGACAUAAAGCCACAAGCUUGUAUUUUCAAGGUUGGAGAUGACUGUCGACAAGAUGUUCUCGCUUUGCAAGUUAUUUCUCUUUUGAAGGAUAUCUUUGAAGCUGUGGGGCUUAAUUUAUAUCUGUAUCCGUAUGGAGUGCUCCCGACGGGACCAGAGAGAGGAAUUAUUGAGGUCGUUCCCAAUUCACGAAGCAGGAGUCAGAUGGGUGAGACCACUGAUGGUGGCCUAUAUGAGAUUUUUCAGCAAGACUUUGGGCCUGUUGGCUCCCCGAGCUUUGAAACUGCCCGUGAGAAUUUUCUCAUUAGCAGCGCAGGAUAUGCAGUUGCGAGUCUUUUGCUUCAACCGAAGGACAGACACAAUGGGAAUCUUUUGUUCGACAAUAUAGGCAGGCUUGUUCAUAUUGAUUUCGGUUUCAUUUUGGAGACUUCCCCCGGUGGAAACAUGAGAUUCGAAAGCGCACAUUUCAAACUCAGCCAUGAGAUGACUCAACUACUCGAUCCAUCAGGAGUCAUGAAAAGCGACACGUGGUACCAAUUCGUCAGCUUAUGUGUAAAGGGGUACCUAGCUGCGCGGCGCUACAUGGAUGGGAUCAUCACAACAGUCCUGCUAAUGAUCGACAGCGGAUUGCCCUGCUUCAGCAGAGGGGACCCCAUAGGACAUCUACGCAAGCGAUUUCAUCCAGAAAUGAGCGAGCGCGAAGCCGCCAACUACAUGAUCCGGACUUGCACCGAUGCCUAUAAUAAGUGGACGACGGCCGGGUACGACUUGAUCCAGUACUUGCAACAGGGCAUUGAAAAAUAGUAAGGCCAGCCAGCCAGCCAGCCAGCCAUGGAUGACUUGUCUCUAGUAGUAAGUAACUAUAUCUUCAUUCUCCUGCAUUUUAUUUUUAUUUUAUUAUUGAUUUUUUUCUUUUUUCAUUUUUUACCUUAGCUAAACCCCCAAAAGAAAAUUUAGAAAGUUCUUGGAAUAUUAGUUAGUUUAUUCCACUUGCUGUAAGCUGUUAUGUUUAUCGACUCUGUAGACUUUAGGGAAUUUUGUGAAUAGUGUUAUUCAUUAUUUUAUUUGUUUUGAA
Molecule: messenger RNA, 6592 nt
Organism: Andrographis paniculata
Lineage: Eukaryota; Viridiplantae; Streptophyta; Magnoliopsida; Lamiales; Acanthaceae
Product: phosphatidylinositol 4-kinase alpha 1-like
Exons: 26
Coding region: 298-6321 (2007 amino acids)
Biological process (GO): phosphatidylinositol-mediated signaling; phosphatidylinositol phosphate biosynthetic process
Cellular component (GO): cytoplasm; plasma membrane
Molecular function (GO): 1-phosphatidylinositol 4-kinase activity
Source: RefSeq, a predicted model, not a curated record